Molecule: messenger RNA, 4828 nt
Organism: Styela clava
Lineage: Eukaryota; Metazoa; Chordata; Ascidiacea; Stolidobranchia; Styelidae
Biological process (GO): protein phosphorylation
Molecular function (GO): ATP binding; protein kinase activity
Source: RefSeq, a predicted model, not a curated record
UAAUCCGUUUUUCUAGAAUUUUAUAUCCGCAAAUCAUUUCCUGAACUAGUAAGAAAGCUGGAAAUGCCGAAAUGCAUGUUACUGUAAUUUCUAUGGCCGAGUGUGAUGCAGUUAGUGACAAUCGAACGAUGAUUUGACUCCGUGGAUAUUGCAGUAUUGAGAUUAUUAAGUUGUUAUUACAGUUCUACUGCUGUACUGUACAAUAUCAUCUGGAUAUAGAUUUGGACGUAGACUAUGAAUAAGUACCUUCAGAUAAAAAAUCUUGGCGAUGGGACAUAUGGCUCAGUCACUUUAGCAAAAUUCCUCAAAACUGGAGAAAUGGUUGCUGUGAAAAAGCUUUAAUUUUGAAGCUGGAGGUGUUUACAGAAGUGAACAACUAAACUUCAUAUUAUAAUAAUAGUUUUAUCAACACCUUCACCAGUCUAGAGUUUUAUAUAAUAUUAAUGUUUCCAUUACAUUGUAUUCAUACAUCCAUUUUUAUUAUUUAUAUUGCAAGCUAAAAUGAAAUAUGACCUCUAAAUCAUUAUAAUACUCCAGCCCAUACUAAUCAAUUAUUUCCACAAAUGGUUGUGUAACACAAUACUCUAGUUUCUAGAUUAUCCAUCUCAUACACAGGAGAUUAUAUUUUAUAAUCUCGUUAAUCCCUUUUCACAUGAUUUGACAGCUUGUGAUAUAUUGCAUUUAGGUACAUUUCAUUUUAGUAUUGAGCUGGCGUCAGCUUCAAAGGUUACUGGUUAGAUUAUUUGGCACUCCAGAAGUGUGUGUACCAAUAUGGAGGUAACUAAUUUUGUUCGCCUACUUUACUUCAAUUUGUGGGAAGGCCGGAAGGGACUGAAACAGGAAGGGACUGGGAAUGGGGUAUAUUCACUUGGCUAACACAGACAGUCCCCGAACUCGUAAUAGGACUAAAAUAAGGAAAAUCAGAAUAAAAUUAUGGCCUAACCCUAAUCUGGUACACACACUACGGGAGUACUGAUUAUUUUGUCUAUGAUUGCUGUAGGCCACUUGAUUUUUUAGAUUCUUAUGCAAGUGUGACAGACUGGGCUACAGAGGAAAGUAGCUCUAUUUCGUUACCAUUUGAAUAAGUUUAUCCAACAGGAAUAUGUUCUCAAAUAGUAAAAUAAGCCUAUAAAAAUAGCUAUAGAAUGCUAGAAAAGAUGUUAAUAGUGCAAUUAUGAUUUUCUAUUAUUUACAAAGUUCAAGUUCAUUGGUUUGGAAUUUUUAGUGACUUUUCAGAACCCCUGUAACAAAAGUAUCAGAUAUGGUCUGAAUUUGCCAGCAUUCAUUUUUGGUUAGUCUGGUGAUGGAAUGCAUCUAUUACCCAUUAGCAUUCCCUGCAUCAUAACAUGCUUUUUACUUUUACUAAUUUAUUUUUUAUUAUCAGCAUGACUGAAUAUGUUUUUCCUAUAUUUUCAAAAUCUUUAAAAAUGUUCAGAAGAAUUUUCAAUUUCAAAUAUUUAUUUUUCGAACCAGAUUCGAACAUUGCUCAUUAGCAUAAAUUUUCUAUAGCGUAUAAAUUUUUUGAUUGAUGAGCUCGGCAGUUCGGCCCUCUUUCGCUCCUCUUGCUACUCAUCAUCAUACUAAUGGAAAUUUAGUUUCUCCCAAAAGUUCGAAUCUUACUAACAACGAUAUGAAUGACGACGGUGGGCCUAAAGGCCUUCAUCGAUUUGAAAUGAUUCGUCAACUCGGAGAUGGAACUUACGGUUCUGUGCAUAUGGCUCGUACUAAGACUUCAGGAGAGCUUGUUGCUAUUAAAAAAAUGAAAAAGAAGUUCUACAGCUGGCAAGAGUGUGUUGAUCUACGGGAAAUAAAAGCUUUGAAAAAACUCAGCCAUGUUAAUGUUAUAAAACUCAAGGAAGUUGUACGAGAAAACGACAAUCUAUAUUUCGUAUUUGAAUACAUGAGAGAAAACUUAUACCAACUAAUGAAGGACAGGGACAAACACUUCCCAGAAACAACAGUGCGGAACAUUGUGUUCCAAGUUCUACAAGGUCUUGCUUUUAUGCACAAACAUGGAUAUUUUCAUCGUGAUAUGAAACCAGAAAAUUUAUUAUGUAUGGGACAAGAUCUUGUUAAGAUUGCUGACUUUGGACUUGCAAGAGAAAUCAGAUCUCAACCUCCUUACACAGACUAUGUUUCAACUAGAUGGUACAGAGCACCUGAAGUUCUUCUUCGUUCCACAAAUUACAGUUCACCAAUUGACAUCUGGGCAUUAGGUUGUAUCAUGGCUGAAUUAUACAUGUUACGACCAUUGUUUCCCGGAUCUUCUGAACUUGACGAGAUAUUUAAAUUGUGCCAAGUUCUUGGACCUGCUUCUAAGGCUGAUUGGCCAGAAGGGUACCAGCUUGCAAGUCGAAUGAACUCGUGGCCACAAUGCACAGCUACGCCGCUCAAAACUUUAAUACCAAAUGCUAGUUCAGAAGCCCUUCAAUUAAUACAAGAAAUGCUCCAUUGGAACCCGAAGAAGCGUCCAACGGCUGUACAGGCACUACAUCACCCAUAUUUUGCUGUCGGACAACAUCUGGGAGCAAAAGUCACCCACAAUGAAGCCAUGGUGAAAUUGUACGAAGAAAAAAGGUUUGGCAACCUUCCUGCACCAGAUAUAUAUUCGAUAAAUAAUAUUGACUCAAAUAAAGCAGGAAAUUUACCUCCGAAACGAACCUUGUCACAAGACAACAAUGCGACAAAGAAAGUUCUUAUACAAGGUGAUAACGGGCUGAUUAAAAAUGCUCCUGCUAAUAGAAGAAACAAUUCUGGGAACAAAAGAGAAAGCACCUUUUAGGGUGGAUUUUCCACCUACAAUAGAGUAUCUCCCACUGGCGUAAAGCAAGGCAAAAAAUCUGAAAUUAGUACGGACACUAUCAGCGAACUUGCCUUGGACUUGGGGCUCGAUUUGGGGACAAAAAACCAACCCAUAGGUCACAAUCCUGUUUCGAACACCAAAGUAAAACAAAAUCGGGAUAUUGCUGCUUCUAAGCGUGCGGAUUUCAGAAUGAGUCCAGAAAAGAACGAAAAUACAUUUUUCGAUGACAUAUUGUCAUCUGAUGCAUUUUAUUCAAACGCCGCCACAAAGUCGAACGCUCUUUCCAAGAAGGGUGGCACCAAGUUCAAUUUUACAACAGCGAGAAGAAGUCCGGGUGUAAGUCCAGAAUCAAGUGCCAAAGGUCAUCGUCAUAAUUUUCACAGUCUAAGAAAAGAACCUACGAAUCCUUCACCUUCGUCUGUCUUCAAAACCGCUGGUGAAGGCGUGAUUGACGAUGAUUUCCUAUUGGACGAUCUUGAUUACAGUCCUUCCAAAUCAAGCGCAAAGGGAAGCGGACGAAUCCGUGGACUUGCUUUUCCUCGAAAAGGACAAGAGGUCUUUGGCCGUUCGGACAACAAUAAUAAUAAUUCAACACUACCAAGUCUUAGUAAAGCCCCGCCAAGAGCGAGGGGUGUAGGGAAUUACGGUCUCCCCCCGAAAGUUCAAGGUUAUGAAGGAGGUCGCAGGCCUCUUGGACAACUUAACCCUUCAGAAUCAAAGUUUGGUGGGUCAAAUGAUUUGUAUUCUCCGCCAAGUCUUUAUUCGGAGAAAAAAGAUUUUUCAAGGAAUGCGAGACCGUUGCCCGGAAUCCAUAACAAGAUAAUGGAAAGCACAACAAAGCCACUUGGCACACUAGAUCAAAAACCACCUAGGAGAAGAUGGCGACUGGCUGGUAGAGAUCCAUGGGACACUAUCGAAGAUCUCAGUGGGAAAAACAAGGGUAACGGAGCAGUGACUACUGGUAUCGGUGGUAUGACUGUCAAGAAAGAUUUGAAGCCAUUAUUCGGGAGUCCCGAAUCAAAACCUCCAUUUGGUUCAACCAAUACAAAUGCAACAAGAAAAUCUGCCAAGGAACAUUACCUUGCACAAGCCAGAUAUUAUCCAGGAAUGAAAAAUAAUCCAAAACAGUCUAAUUAUGGCCAAGGCAACAAUUGGCCACAAAACACGAAUUUCCAUGGUUCCACUUAUAAACCUUUAGGGAGUAAUUAUGGAAAGGAUUACAUUCCAUCCUUUGCAACUAAAAAAGAAGUUGGAUCAGCAGGACAAAGAAUUCAAUUACCCGCUGGUACUCAAGGAAACUUUAAUUCUUGGAAGUCAAGACAACAGCAACAAGCACCAUUAGCAGGAACUACAUACCAAGCAAGCGCCAAGAACAGCAGUGCAUUACGACCUCAACCAAUUCAUGAAAGAUAUGGAAGAACAGACUGGGCAGCUAAAUACGGCGGUCCACGAUAAUACCACAACAAGUUCACAAACAAGAAUGCGACCACACUCUUCAAUUCAUUUUAUGUUUCAUCUUUUUUCUUUUAAAAUUGUGCUUUUACCUUUUCUGUAAGUUGAUGUUACUUUCAAUGCCUUCACACUGAUAGGAUUAGAUAAACCACACGCAUUACCUGAAUAUUCUGGUAAAAAGUUCGUUGUUAACUGUGCAACUGUUUUUAAUUAGGUAAUAUAAUGUUCAAAUGAGUGUUAAUUUUCGUGUUACUGGUAAUAUUCUGUUAUUUAAACAUUUGAUGAAUAUUCUCAAGCAAUUACCUGUGACCACUUGGGGUAUGUAAGUUUAAGUAUGUAAGUAUGUAAUCAGAAACGUCCAAAAUGAUUUGAAUACAUUCGAAAUUGGUGAUAUCCGUUAUUGUGAAUGUAUUAUUUCAGGAAGAAUAUAAAAUAUUUCAUUUGAAAGUUUAUUUGUUAUCUGAUAGUCAGACAUAAAAUAGGUUUCAUUUUACUUCUGACACUGCAAAUAAACAAAACUGCAAAUUUAUUUUAACUAUUCUACAUCAUUUAUUCUCACCUAAUCUGAAAAGA